Molecule: messenger RNA, 852 nt
Organism: Scylla paramamosain (green mud crab)
Lineage: Eukaryota; Metazoa; Arthropoda; Malacostraca; Decapoda; Portunidae
Exons: 4
Coding region: 1-852 (283 amino acids)
Source: RefSeq, a predicted model, not a curated record
AUGUACCACCUUUCCUACACCCCACAGUCACCCCACAAGACCCCUAGAACCUCUCAACUCACCCUAAGUUCAUGUACCACCUUUCCUACACCCCACAGUCACCCCACAAGACCUAGAACCUCUCAAUUCACCCCAAAUUCAACCCCAAGCCCCCUCCACAGCCUCACCUCACUCUCCAACGAGUCAUGCAUCCUCCUGACAGCAGCAAGGCGUCACCCCACAAGGCCCCUAGGACCUCUCAACUCACCCCAAAUUCAAGUACCACCUUUCCUACACCCCACAGUCACCCCACAAGACCUAGGACCUCUCAACUCACCCCAAAUUCAAGUACGACCUUUCCUACACCCCACAGUCACCCCACAAGACCUAGGACCUCUCAACUCACCCCAAAUUCAAGUACCACCUUUCCUACACCCCACAGUCACCCCACAAGACCUAGGACCUCUCAACUCACCCCAAAUUCAAGUACCACCUUUCCUACACCACACAGUCACCCCACAAGACCUAGGACCUCUCAACUCACCCCAAAUUCAAGUACCAUCUUUCCUACACCCCACAGUCACCCCACAAGACCUAGGACCUCUCAACUCACCCCAAAUUCAAGUACCACCUUUCCUACACCCCACAGUCACCCCACAAGACCUAGGACCUCUCAACUCACCCCAAAUUCAAGUACCACCUUUCCUACACCACACAGUCACCCCACAAGACCUAGGACCUCUCAACUCACCCCAAAUUCAAGUACCACCUUUCCUACACCCCACAGUCACCCCACAAGACCUAGGACCUCUCAACUCACCCCAAAUUCAACUCCUGCAGGGCACACAGAUGCUUCUCAUGCUGUAUAUCUAG